Molecule: messenger RNA, 1898 nt
Organism: Manihot esculenta (cassava)
Lineage: Eukaryota; Viridiplantae; Streptophyta; Magnoliopsida; Malpighiales; Euphorbiaceae
Product: wax ester synthase/diacylglycerol acyltransferase 4
Exons: 6
Coding region: 168-1586 (472 amino acids)
Biological process (GO): triglyceride biosynthetic process
Cellular component (GO): plasma membrane
Molecular function (GO): long-chain-alcohol O-fatty-acyltransferase activity; diacylglycerol O-acyltransferase activity
Source: RefSeq, a predicted model, not a curated record
AUUAAUAUUUGUGCAUUGAAAAGCAAACAAUAAUAAAUGCGAAAGUUAAACAUUCAUAAUUGUUCGCGCAGAGUGUGGUACUUUCUCCUCGUGUUCUGCCUCUCAAUUUUAGUAACCAAACAUUACAGGCCUAGUGCAAGAAGACCAAGUCAACCCCACUCUCUUGAAUGGCUUCUCCAGUAAAUAUCACCGAUGAACCACUGAGUCCCUCCGGCCGGCUAUUUCUCCAACCAGAGAUGAACACCAUAAUUCACUGUGCUCUUGGCGUCAAAAACUCUAUGGACGUAGACGCUAUAAAAUCCGCAAUAAAGAACUCUAUCUUGGCGAAGCACCCAAGAUUUUGCAGUCUCCUUGUACACGACAAGAACGGAUUGGAGCAUUGGAGAAGAACAGAGGUAGACUUCGACAAACACAUCAUAUUUGUUGGCAAUCCAACGGCCACCAUUACUACUGCCAAAGAAGCUGAGAAAAUGGUGAACGAUUAUAUAGCAGAUUUGUCAGUGAGUAGCCCACUUAGCAUGGACAAGCCUUUGUGGGAGAUUCAUAUCAUGUGGGAGCCGCGGUGCGCCAUUUUCAGGUUGCAUCACGCGAUUGGUGAUGGGAUCGAACUGAUGUCAAUGUUGGUCGGAAGUUGCAGGAAGGUGGAGGAUCCAGAGGCUAUUCCCUCCUUGGAUACUGUUAACGGCAAGAAUUGGAGGGGAAGUGGAAGGAAAUGGAAGGAUUGCAGAGGGAUUUUGAUGGGGUUAUUGAAGAUGGUUUUGCUUAAUUUGGUUUUCUGUUUGGAGUUGGUGUUAAGGAGCUUGUGGGUUGGUGACCGGAAAACGGUCAUCUCCGGCGGUGAUGGGGUGGAGCUGUGGCCGAGGAAAGUUGCUACUGCCCAUUUCUUGAUGGAGGACAUGAAAGUGGUGAAAAAGGCCAUUGCUAAUGCGACCAUUAAUGAUGUACUUUUGGGGGUGAUAUCAGCUGGCUUGUCAACAUACUUGGAACAUCGAUCCCCAACUUCUUUGCAAGAGAAUCAGAGACUCACAGGAGUAGCCAUGGUUAAUCUAAGAGAGCAACUGGGAUUGCAGGAUCUGACCAAGAUGUUGGAAAGCAAUCCAAAAUCUCGCAGAGGUAACAAGUUUGGGAUUAUUCUGCUACCCAUUUAUUAUAAUAAAGGAGUUGAACCUCUGCAGCACGUGAUAAGAGCUAAGGCAACAAUUGACAGAAAGAAACAGACCUUUGAGGCUCAUCUCUCUUACAAAGUUGCAGAUUUUGCAAUCUCCUUGUUGGGAUCUAAGUUUGUUUCCUAUUUCAAUUACAGGAUUCAUUGUAAUAGUAGCUUUGUCAUCUCCAAUGUGGUUGGACCAAAAGAGGAGGCCACUAUAGCAGCCAAUCCUAUAACAUACUUAAGAGCCAACACCACAAGCUUACCCCAAGCAUUGGCAAUGCACAUGGUGAGCUAUGCAGGGAGAGCUGAUAUGCAAAUUGUGGUGGCCAAAGACAUCAUACCUGACCCUCAAUUUCUUGCUAAAUGCUUUGAGGACUCCUUGCUUGAUAUGAAGGAAGCUGCUGUUGCUACUCUCACAAGUCUAGGAGGAUCUUAAAUUUUUAUUUAAAAAAAAAAAAGAAAUAAUUUUUCUUGCAUUGUCUCUUUCGUUCGCUUUUUGCGUUCGUUUUUCUUCUUGUUCGUUAUGGCUUUUCCAUCAAACGUAUCAAACGUUACUCACUCUUCUGGCAAGACUCUUAUUUCAUUUAAUGCAUCUCAGUCUCUCUUAAAACUUACUUCCCAAAACCAUCCUACUUGGCGUGCCCAAGUUGUCACUGUUCUUCUCGGAUAUAACUUGAUAGGUUAUAUUAAUCGAACGUUACUGCCUCCUUCUCCAAUUAUUCAAAAAGAUGGAAAGGAUGUUCGCAAU